UCUUUAGGAAAAUCUCCACACACUCCUGCUGAUACUGGAUCAAAGAUGUACCACUGUGCAGAUUGUGGAAAGGGUUUUACCCAAAAUAGUUCUCUCAAAACUCACCAGCGCAUUCACACAGGAGAGAGCCUAUAUCACUGUGAACAGUGUGGAAAGAGUUUUACCAGUGACUGUCAUUUCCAAAGACACCAGCGCAUUCACACAGGAGAGAGGCCGUAUCAUUGUGAACAGUGUGGGAAGAGUUUUUACCGUAACAGUCAUCUCCAAAGACACCAGCGCAUUCACACAGGAGAGAGGCCGUAUCAUUGUGAACAGUGUGGGAAGAGUUUUUACCGUAACAGUCAUCUCCAAAGACACCAGCGCAUUCACACAGGAGAGAGGCCGUAUCACUGUGAACAGUGUGGGAAAUGUUUUGCUUCUCAGACUACUCUCAAGCAGCACCAGCGCAUUCACACAGGAGAGAGGCCGUAUCACUGUGCAGAUUGUGGAAAGGGUUUUACCCAACAUGGUUCUCUCAAAACUCACCAGCGCAUUCACACAGGAGAAAAGCCGUAUCACUGUGAACAGUGUGGAAAGAGUUUUACUUCUCAGACUACUCUCAAGGAGCACCAGCGCAUUCAUUUAGGAGAGAGGCCGUAUCACUGUGCACAGUGUGGAAAGAGUUUUACUUCUCAGACUACUCUCAAGGAGCACCAGCGCAUUCAUUUAGGAGAGAGGCCGUAUCACUGUGCACAGUGUGGAAAGAGUUUUACUUCUCAGACUACUCUUAAGCGGCACCAGCGCCUUCACACAGGAGAGAGGCCCUAUCACUGUAAGCAGUGUGGGAAGAGUUUUACCCGUGACAAUCAUCUUCAAAGACACCAGCGCAUUCACACAGGAGAGAGGCCAUAUCACUGUGAACAGUGUGGGAAGAGUUUCAGUGACUGCAGGAACUUCAAGUAUCACCAGCAGGGACACACAGGAAAGCAGCCAUAUCACUGUGGACAUUGUGGACGGAGUUAUACUUAUUUGAGUUCAUUUAGAAAGCACAAGUGCUCUAAGAUGAAUUCAUCAGAUCUUGAUGUCAAUUAGUCAAGUUAAAAAUCGUGAAAUUUCUUAUGGCAGUAAUGAGUCAGGAAUUUUGAAACUGUUGC
Clarias gariepinus (North African catfish) is the source of this 1133-nucleotide messenger RNA. RefSeq names its product zinc finger protein 239-like. The transcript has 2 exons. The record is from RefSeq and is a predicted model, not a curated record. Gene Ontology annotation, molecular function: DNA-binding transcription factor activity; RNA polymerase II cis-regulatory region sequence-specific DNA binding. The coding region runs from base 46 to 1071 and encodes 341 amino acids. Gene Ontology annotation, biological process: regulation of transcription by RNA polymerase II. NCBI's taxonomy places the organism in Eukaryota, Metazoa, Chordata, Actinopteri, Siluriformes, Clariidae.